Mycena citricolor is the source of this 1358-nucleotide messenger RNA. Lineage: Eukaryota; Fungi; Basidiomycota; Agaricomycetes; Agaricales; Mycenaceae. The record is from the annotation of a GenBank genome assembly.
AUCCCAAAUGUCUCCCACUACUACAGUCGAUUUCAGCAAUCGCCAGUUGAGGCUGGAGAGCGAAGAAUCGGCGCAAGAUACAUUUAAAGACAUAGAUGGAGCCGAUAUCGAGCAGCUGAUCCUUCGCAAAAAUACAUUCGGAAUCGGAGGCGCGAAGGUGCUGGGAGAGUUCAUUCAAAAGACGCCAAAAUUGAAGACAGCGCUUCUGUCUAGUAUCUUCAUAUCGCAAGGGAUCGACGUGAUUCCGCUUGCUUUGCCACACAUCUGUAACGCCCUUCUCCAAUGCUCCCAGCUCACGACCUUGGAUCUGAGCCAUAACGCAUUUGGACAGCGCUCUGUCGAGCUCCUUGUUCCACUCCUUUCUCAAUCUCUCUCUCUUGAGACAGUGAAGCUUGCGGACCUCGGUAUGGACGGCACGGGUGGGCAGAUACUCGCUGGGGCGCUGGUGACGUUGGCCAAGAACAUCAAAGAUGCGGGAAAAACCUCUCCCCUCCGAAUUCUCGUCACAAGUCAGAACCUGAUGCGCGACGCGUCGGCGAUCGUGUGGGCAGAAGUCAUCCGGGCACAUACCAAUUUGGAAAUCAUCCAGAUGAACCGGAACGAUUUCUACGAAGACGGGACGAUUGCGGUCGCAUCGGCUCUGGUAGAGUGCACACGACUACGAAUGUUCCACUACUGCGACAACGUCAUUACAAAUUCGGACGAGCGUGAUAGCCCAAGAGGGUGGGAGAAACUGGUUGAAGCAAUCGGGAAAGCGCGAGAUAUCGAGUCGCUCUACAUCACUGGCUGUCUACUCGGCGAAGAGGGUGCCGACGCCCUAUUCGCGCUCUUCGCUGAGGAAGAGUUUCCCAGACUUCACAGCCUCAAAGUUGCGGCCAACGACUUCACCGAAACACAUUACGAGGCCCUGUGCGAUGCCAUCGAAAGUGGGAAACUCCCUGCGCUUAAGAUCGUAUACGCAGAUGACGAGGUGGAGGAUCAGCCUGUGUUUUCCAAGCUUGGAGACUUGCUUGAGGCUCGGGGAGGGAAGAUUGUUCUUGAUAGCGAUGACAACGAACAAGACGAGGACGAGCUGGUCGUGGAGACGAGCACGGCACCAGCAGCGUCGGCAACACCAGCUGCGACAGACUCUUCCGUGUCCGAACUUGCAGACCUAUUGGCCGGGAAGUUGGAGAUCAAGUCAGCGUAGGGAGAAGGCUUAUAGCAUUCAAUAUAUUGGCCAUUCUCGACACGAGCUUGCCAACUGAACUUUGUAGAAUCGAGUUGCAUAAACCUGUGGCACUUGCUGCCAACAACUCUGUCACUCCAACUUGUAUACACCUAUUGUCCACGAGUGAGGAUUCAGCGUUCAGCAUUCA